Messenger RNA from Acanthosepion pharaonis, 957 nucleotides. NCBI's taxonomy places the organism in Eukaryota, Metazoa, Mollusca, Cephalopoda, Sepiida, Sepiidae. The record is from the annotation of a GenBank genome assembly.
AUGUUGCCUCUAAAGUUAAACUGUGGCCAUUGUUUUUCUUUGUUCCUUCCUUCUUUCUUUCUUUCUUUUGCCCUUUUUUUACGUCUCAUGAAUUAUUUCUUUUUCUUUCUUUCUUUUAUCCCGAUUCGUCCCACUAUCAUUUCUUCUUUCUUUUCUUCUUUCCAUCCUACCUUACAUCCAUGCCGCCUCUCUUUCUUCCCGCUUUCUUUCAUUGACAUCUCUUCUUUCCUUACGUCCCUUCUUACAUCUAUCCCUCUUCCAUUCUUUCUUUCUUUCAUUUUCCCAUCUUUUUUUACCUUUAUUAUCUCCGUUCUUUCUUUCUUUCUUUCUUUCUUUCUUUCUUUCUUUCUUUCUUUCUUUCUUUUCCUUGGCGAUUUGCUUUAUUUCUUUGUUUCUUCAAUCCUCCUUCACUCAGUUUUUCUUUCAUUCAUUAUUCUCUUUUUCUUCUUUCUUUCUUUUUUUAAUUUUCUUCCUUCCAUUUCUCCCUCCUCACUUCCUAUCCUCGUGUCUUCAUUGCUUUCUUUCCUUCUUUCAUUCCUUGCUUCUUUCUUUCAUGCUUCUUUCUUUCUUCUCUCUUUCAUUGUUUUCUUAAUUUUCCUCUCAAUCUCUCUUUGCCUUUUACCUGCCUCCUCUCUUUGUCCCUUCCUUCUAUCAUUUCUAACUUCUUUCUUUCUUUCUUUCUUUCUUUCUUUCUUUCUUUCUUCUCUCUUUGCUAACCUCUUUCAUUUUUUAACCUUUCCAUUCUUCCCCUCUUCUUUUCUUUAUAAUUAUAUUAUUUAUUCCUUCUCUUGUUUUCUUUUUUCCGGAUUUAUUUCAUUCAUUUCUUCUUUCUUACCCUUCACUUUUUGCACCAAUCUUUCUUUCUUUCUUUCUUUCUUUCUUUCUUUCUUUCUUUCUUUCUUUCUCGUAACCUUUUCUUUUAUUAAGUCCUAUUCUAUUUUUCUUUCUUUCUCAUAA